AGUUCCUCUGAGAAAUCUCCUCUACGGCAUCUGCCUGCCUGUCUAUGACUCUCACAGUGAGAAUGGAAUAAGUUAAGGAGUUUCAGCAGGAUUGUGUGCAGUCGGCUCUCAGAGCUUGCCGGUGGAAGUCUGUUCCUCCCUGUUUUUGUUUCACAAGACACCUCACCCAGAAAAGAAAGUAAAAGUCCCGAGGCAACAAGAGGAGCUGUCUCAAGACUUUCCUCUUUUUUAUAUGUAAAACUGUGGUAUACCCUUCAUCAGCUAAGCGAGAAGAACAUCACUGAAAGUUAAAGGGUUGUUGAAGGGACACUACCCUGAUUACUGUGGAACGAACACUGCAAAACAGCUAGAUAUUUGGCUUCAAAAUGGAAUAACAUGCCUGACGUGUUUACUUUAUUCAUUUCAUUACAAGCUGCGUCGUUGGUUUGAAGUGUUUGGCAAACAAAGAAAGACAAUCAAGCGUGUAAAGAUUGAAUCAGACUGCAAGAUGCCAUCCUGUAUAUGUUGGUCCUUGAGAAACGCAAGAAAUUCUGCUAACAUUGAAUACGUCUGUUGAAUCCUGAAGCACAUCUGCUGCACACAUUUGGAACUCAGCAGGUGACUCCAUCCUAUGACAAGAUUUAUUUAUGCUUGAGUGUCUCUUUUUGGAUUGUGAUGCCAUUUCAAUGCUUUGACAGGCCUGUGUCGAGGCCAUAUGGCCACCGAUUGAGAAUGGAUACUGACACCUUGACUGCCGUGAACUUUACAUCAAUUUCCUAAAUGAAGCAGAUAACAUUGCCCAAUGACAUGUGAUCCUCUGACUCAGAUAGGCCUUGACUAACACAGUAAUACCAGCUGCAGUUUGACCACAUAUCUCAUUCCAAGCCUCAAAAGGCUUGUGAGAGCCAAGUGCUUAGAUCUUACAUCAAUAGUUACAACCUGAUUUGUUCUUGGAAAAUACUAAAGAUAUUUAGAUUUCUGCUGAGAAUGACACAAUUGGAACUGUCAUGGCGAUCUAUUUAAUGGGUUAAUGCAACUAAAGCUGUAAGUCACCUUCUGAUUCACAGGUGGAAGCUAACUUCCUGUAAUUCUCCACAAUGGCAGCAACAUACAGACUUGUUGUUAGCACCGUGAACUCUUAUAACAGCAUUUUAAUUGAUCAACGUUUCCAGCAUACUGUACAUUACUGUAAUGGGUCCUGUCGAGCCUUCCUGAAUGCUGCUGGCAUUGAUUGCAAUGUGAUCCACCAUGCCAUCUGUUCAGAGCUGCUGAGUCAUUCACCCCUUCCCUCUUCCAACCCAAGGUUGGCGAGUGUGCAGGACUUAACCCACGGGUUUCUAACUGCUGAAAACAUGGCAGCUUCUGCUGACAUCGCUACUGACGAUGGGCACCAGCUUCUGCCUGGUGCUACCAGGGUCAAAAAGGGAAUGGGUACACAAGGUAUAUCCAAUCUAAAAGACAUCACCGGUGAUGCCAUCAAUCUGGCCAGUGGCAAAAUUAAAGAGUUUUCAUUCGAAAAACUGAAGUGCCCUACAAGCCAUGUGACUUUCAGGAAAGGAAGAAAAGUAAAACCAGAUGUGUCCUGCAGAAAAUCUGCUGACUUUGAUAUAAUAUACAGCCAUGUUGGCAGCAAUGAAAACUGUCCACCUUUUGGCUUUGCACAAAAAUCAGCCUUUGAGCAAAAAGAGCCGAACCUUAUGACAUUACAUGAACAAAAUAUCACCAAUGCCGCACAGCUAUACCUUCAAAGCCUCUCAGAAGACAAUUUCAUCACCAAAUUUUUAGGAAAACACAAAGCAGAUAGUUCAGAUUCAGGAGAGGACAUAAGGAUUUGCUUAGAUAUUUUGUUGAAAUGCUCAGAAGACCUAAAGAAAUGUACAGAGAUAAUUAAGAAAUGCAUUAAGAGCAAGUCCCAUAACAAUGAUAACAGUGAUGCCAGCAAUAAUUCUGAUCUAAUCUACAAAAAUGUGAUGGCACGACUCUCAAGCUACCUGAAGAAGUUGCCUUUUGAACUUGAACAUGGGUUAUCUGGACGGGGCAAUCAGCAUGAUCUCGCUGAACUGGUAAACAGCCUGCACAGUUUGCAGCAAAUGCCAUAUCCACCAUUUGGGAAUGAUCAACCACCCAGAUAUGAGGAUGUUGUCCAGGCAUCGCCAUCCCUAUCUAUCAAUCUACCUCUUCCUUCAGUCGAUACUCCAGUUGUCCAUAAAUCUACCGACAGCAAUGGUAAGAUGCCUAUGGAAAAUGAUUAUGGCCCUUCGUAUAAUGGCUGUCAUCAAGAGAAUGGUACCCAACAACAUAGUUCAACUGCUGUAACUCAAUCCCAAGUACUACCUCAUGUAAGUCCACUAAAUCACUCUGACACUUGUUCCUCUCAAGAUUCAUUUCUGUCCAGGAAUGUUGAUGGUAUUUCUAAGAUACAAAUGGAGCCUCUUUAUAUUCAAGAGGAUUGUGACUUUGAUCAGGUUUUGGAGCAGAAAUCAAGAGACAAGGAUUACUUAAGAUUUCAAAUGGCUGAAAAAUAUCUUCAGCCUCAAAAACAGGUCUCUCCUGACAUUUGCAGGAGAGCAGGAGAUGAUACUAUUAAAAUGGGUGAUAAUUUGGGAGAAAAUAGUUUGCGUGUACAGCCAACAUCUGAAUUUCCCAGCCUCUUAAAAAAUGUAAGUAAAAACCAUAAUUCCAUGGAGACUUCAAUAACAAGAGCAAAAACUAAAUUAGAAAAUGAUAAGGCAAUGCAACAAGAGGACAUUGAAAAGCUACUGAUGGAUUUAGAAUCCUUUUCUCAAACCAUAAACUCCAGGCAUGAAUAUGAUUCUUCUCGAAACAAUGAUAUUGACAUGAAGAAUUAUAGUGAACAAUCAGGACAAGUUAAUUUCUUGACCACUGAGUCAGGAAGUAAACACUUAGAAGUGCCAUCCAGUGAAACUGUGCCAUUGCCUUCCUCCACAAAUGGAACUAAUGAAACUAAAAAUAACAAAAAUGAAGAGGAUGAUGCAGCCUUGCUCUUACGCAUUUUGGAGAGUAUUGAGGGCUUUGCUCAGGAGUUGGUUGAACAUGGGAGUAGUAAGGGUAUCUUGGCAAGAGAAACAGAAGUAAUGCGGAUACUCCAAGAUACGCUAUCACAGGCUUCUGACUCUUGCAAAUCUGCACACUCUGCAUCGCCUAUCGUAAAUAAAGAUACAGGCUCACACCUAUCGGUUCAACAGACACCAGAGGUAAUCAAGGUCCAAAGCAAUAAAGAAAAGAAACCUGGAACUCCACCCCCUGCUGUGACAAAUAUUGCUCCCAGUCCUCCCCCUUCAAACAAAGUUGUUGUCAGCACCCCUGUAUCCAUAAACAUUCCACGCUUCUACUUCCCUAAGGGACUUCCAAGUGCUACCAACAAUCACAAUGAGACCAUUGCCAAGGUUCAAGCAGCCUUUGCUGAACUUGAGGAUGAGAAAGCUGAUAUCUAUGAAAUGGGCAAAAUCACAAAGGCAUGCAGCUGUCCUUUGUACUGGAAAGCCCCCAUGUUCAUUUCUGCUGGUGGAGAACAGACAGGAUUUGUGUCUGUACACUCUUUUGUAACGAUGUGGAGAAAAGUACUGCAGAGCUGCCAUGAUGAUGCAUCUAAGUUUGUUUAUCUUCUUGCCAAACCAGGCUGUAACUAUCUGGAACAGGAGGACUUCAUCCCACUCCUGCAGGAUAUCGUGGAUACACAUCCAGGUCUAACGUUUUUGAAGGAUGCACCAGAAUUCCAUUCACGCUACAUUACCACGGUCAUACAGAGAAUAUUCUACACAGUCAACAGAUCCUGGUCUGGCAAGAUAACUCUGACAGAGCUGAGGAAGAGCAACUUCCUGCAAACUCUCGCCCUUUUGGAGGAAGAAGAUGAUAUAAACCAAAUUACAGACUACUUCUCCUAUGAACAUUUCUAUGUCAUUUAUUGUAAGUUCUGGGAACUAGACACUGACCAUGACCUCUUCAUUGACCAGAAGGACUUGGCCAGACACAAUGACCAUGCUAUCUCGAAUAGAAUUAUUGAAAGGAUAUUCUCUGGAGCAGUCACAAGGGGUAACUGUGUACAGAAAGAGGGUCGGAUGAGCUAUGCUGAUUUCGUCUGGUUUCUGCUUUCUGAAGAAGAUAAGAAGAAUCCCACCAGCAUGGAAUACUGGUUUCGAGCCAUGGACAUUGACGGAGAUGGCAUAGUUUCUAUGUAUGAGCUUGAGUACUUCUAUGAAGAGCAAUGUGAACGCAUGGAGGGAAUGGGCAUUGAACCAUUGCCAUUCCAUGACCUCCUCUGUCAAUUGCUGGAUUUGGUGAAACCAGAAUGUGAAGGUAAAAUAACCAUGCGGGAUUUAAAGAGAUGCAGGAUGGCUCAUAUUUUUUAUGACACCUGCUUCAACUUGGAGAAGUACCUGGACCAUGAGCAGAGGGAUCCAUUUGCUGUACAGAAGGAUAUUGAGAGUGAUGGUCCGGAACCUUCUGACUGGGACAAGUAUGCAGCUGAAGAAUAUGAGAUUUUGGUUGCUGAGGAAUCAGCCAAUGAGCAGUUACAGGAAGGCUCAUUUGAGGAAGAUUACGAAUCAGAUGAACUAUCCACUCCAGAGCUCAGCAACAAGAUGGACAAACUUGUCAUUUCUGACCUGCCGACAUAAAUUCAAAGCUAGCACAGCUGCUGGACAGUCAGGGUGACCAGUAGGCACCAACUUUAAGGACUGACCACUACCCGGUCAGACAUGUAGAGAAAAUAAAUUGUUUAUAUUGUUGUUUUUGUUGAAGAGAUUAUGCUAGAUUUUAUAUCAGAACAAAAGAAGUACAUGCUUACUGUGUGCAAUGAAAUUUAUCCAAAAUCAAAAAAAAACUGUCUGUUUGUGCAAUAUGUCUUAAAAUGCAGUGUUAUGUAUAUGGAUUUCUAUGAGAUGCCCAUUACUACAUUUGUCCACAUUUAGUUAUUGCUUAUUUUUCUAAUCCCUCCUGUUUUAUCUUCUUGUCAACAUUUCAGGGUCAUCUUCUUUCCAGUAUAAAUCAUCCAUUAUUCAGUGCCUUAUCAAGGCUUGGUAAAGUUCUUUUCUUCCUAUUAGUAGUCUCGCACUGAUUUUUUUUCAAAAAAAUUCCUCUCGUUAUCUGAAGACAGUCCCAGCCAAGUGAGCUGUAGAACCUAAUAUAAAGGCCCAACUGGAUAAAAUGAUGUGUGGUUGUUUGCAGGAGGCAACACUGACACAUAGGCAUUCAUAUGGCUGUUGAACAUGGUAAAAACAUCAAAUUUCGCAUGCUGCGUUGCAUGGAAAAUGUUUAAUAAAAUUCACAGAAUUAGACCAGCCAACUGGCUGGCCCAAAGGAGAUGGCUAAUUUUCCAUUUUCUUUGUAUAUUCUAUAUUUUCUCAUUUGUGGAAGUUUCUACACAUCAGCGGCGGGGGUGGGGUGCGGGGGGAAAAAAAGCAUUUUUUUCUUAUAAGAGCAAUUCAGUAUCUUGCACUUGCUCAGCGAGUUAAGUUCACAAACAUCCCCAGGAAACCUUUCUUAACUUGCUGCUUAGGUUCUUGUAGGUACCUCUUCCUGCUUCCAUUGCUGUUCCAUUCAAAUAUUUGCCUGACUGCAAUCUGCUCUUUUGGUGCGCUCAGAUUGCUGCUACUGUGAGGAUACAUUCUUUCAUUCAACACUGGUUUCACAGUUUAGGUGCAGUUUAAAUCAUAUUUAGUGAUUGGGGAGUUCCUUUUUGCUAACUAUAAAUUCACAAAUCAAUACUGGAGGCUCAAGAGAAAAAAAGAACAUAUUUUCAUAUUUUGUCACAUUAACAGUCCACUUCACUCUUUACUCAGUCUUAAAAACUUUUCAAAAUCUACUCCGUAUUGAACAAGAAUCUUACCUUUUCAGAGACCAAAGUCCUUAAAACUUUAAAAAUAAACUCCCUGUCACAAAACCAGACUGAAUUCAACAUGAAAACAUAUCAAGGUGCCUUCUGUUUCUGAAUGUUAAAGGAAGUCUGUAAGUUUAGCAAAUGCAAUGGUCACAAGCAUUAAAUAGUUAAGAGAGUGCAGGUUACUGAUAUUAAAAGUUUAAUAGUUUAAAGGAAAUGCAUUGUAAUCAUUCAGUCAAUACAAUUAAUAUUUAUUCUGAUGAGUGCAAAUUGCAGGUUUAUUUAGAAAUCUUGUAUAACAUCUCACAGUGCUUGGUUUCAUGCACGAGGUUAUUAUUUCUGAUCUUUGGUGGUUUCCCAGUUACAAUUGUAUUCAAAUUUCCAUCUGAUAUUGAGCCUUUGGAUCUGCUGUUUAAUGGACUUCACUGGGCAAUGGCCAAGGGGUAUUAUCACUAGACUGUUAAUCCAGAGACCCAGGUAAUAUUGUGGGGGCCUGGAUACAAAUCUUACAAAUGGUGGAAUUUUAAUGGAAUUAGGAGUUUAAUGAUUACUGUGAAACUGUUGUGAAUUGUCAGGAAAACCCGAAUGUACUCUAGGGAAAGAAGUUUACCUGAAAUGUGACUGUGGACCCAUAACUGCCCUCUGGGCAGUUAGGCCAGCAUAUAUCACCCAUCACUAGAUAGUGAUGCCCACAUUCUGUGAAUUAAUAAAAAGAAUGUUCCUCCUGGAUUCAGGGAAAUCCUGUCCUAUUGUGGAAAAUGUCAUUGAGAGUCCUUAAAAUUCCUCUUAGUCUAAAAUUUCCCAACUUUUACAGAAAAUCUUUCUUGUCUCACCCUGACCAUUUUACUUGCAACCAUAAUGAGUGUUUCAACAGACAACAAUGAAGAAGCAACAUGGUAUCACAAUACUGAGUAGAGAAAACCAUUCUGACUUUCAAAUGGUGUUUUCACAGAACACAGGCAAGGGUAUGAUUAAGCCCUGAUUAAAGGCUAUGGCAUUAUGUUAUUAGAUAUGAAUUAAUUCUAGUCCAGACCUGUUUUGUAUAAUGUAUCAAAAGUACUGUGAACUGAAGACAGACCUACUGUUAGGAAGUUGUAAUUGAGUUUUCCUGAUACUAUGCUCAUAGAACAUUACAGCACAGUACAGGCCCUUCGGCCCUUGAUGUUGUGCCGACCUGUCAUAUCGAUCUCAAGCCCAUCUAACCUACACUAUUCCAUGUACGUCCAUAUGCUUGUCCAAUGACGAUUUAAAUGUACCUAAAGUUGGCAAAUCUACUACCAUUGCAGGCAAAGCGUUCCGUUCCCUUACAGUAAAGAACGAACUUGCUUUCUGUUUUCCCUGGUCCCCUAUCAAUCCUCCUUCAAUAUUACUGUGGACUUGUCAUUAUUGAUAUGUAAUCAAAAAGCACAGAAAAUGCUGGCAGAAUAAAGCGAGUCCUUCAGAAUAAGUCACAGAAGACUAACAUUGCAAGUGCAGCAGGCGAUUAGAAAUGGUCUGUUGCCUUUAUUGCAAGACAAUUUGAGUACAGGAGUAGUGAAAUCUUGCUUCAACUGUAAAGCAGCUUGGUUAGACCACACCUAAAGUAUUCUGUACAGUUUUAAACUCCUCAUCUCAGGAAAGAUAUUUUUUGCCAUAGAAGUUGUGUUUUGAAUGUUCGCUGGAUUUGUUUCCAGGAUAACAAGACUUACCUAUGAAGAAAUCUUAGGCAACCUAGGCCUGUAUUCUGUAAAGUUUUAAAACAUGAGAGGUGAUCAUAUUGAAACAUGUAAAAUACUUAAAGGAAUACACAGGGUAGAUGCAAAUCAGAUGUAUCCCCUGUUCGGAGAGUCUAGAGCCAGGGAGCAUAAUUUAAAAAUAGAUAGAGAUUGAUAGAUUGUAUCAGAGAUAAUGGGAACUGCAGAUGCUGGAGAAUCCAAGAUAACAAAGUGUGGAGCUGGAUCAACAAAGCAGGCCAAGCAG
Molecule: messenger RNA, 7777 nt
Organism: Stegostoma tigrinum
Lineage: Eukaryota; Metazoa; Chordata; Chondrichthyes; Orectolobiformes; Stegostomatidae
Gene: ppp2r3a
Product: protein phosphatase 2, regulatory subunit B'', alpha
Exons: 16
Coding region: 1077-4616 (1179 amino acids)
Biological process (GO): protein dephosphorylation
Cellular component (GO): protein phosphatase type 2A complex
Molecular function (GO): protein phosphatase regulator activity; calcium ion binding
Source: RefSeq, a predicted model, not a curated record